AUGGCCGCCUCAGCCCGACCCGCCUCCUCGCGGGGGCCGGUGCCGGGGCGGGAGCGGCGCCGGGCAGGGGCGGGCUCGGGGCGGGCUCGGCGCCGCGCGGGAAAGGCCGCGCUGAGCUGGGCUGGGCCGGAGCGGCGGUGGGCGGGAAGGUCGGGCGGAGCUGGGCUGGGCCGGAGCGGCGGUGGGCGGGAAGGUCGGGCGGAGCUGGGCUGGGCCGGAGCGGCGGUGGGCGGGAAGGUCGGGCGGAGCUGGGCUGGGCCGGAGCGGCGGUGGGCGGGAAGGUCGGGCGGAGCUGGGCUGGGCCGGAGCGGCGGUGGGCGGGAAGGUCGGGCGGAGCUGGGCUGGGCCGGAGCGGCGGUGGGCGGGAAGGUCGGGCGGAGCUGGGCUGGGCCGGAGCGGCGGUGGGCGGGAAGGUCGGGCGGAGCUGGGCUGGGCCGGAGCGGCGGUGGGCGGGAAGGUCGGGCGGAGCUGGGCUGGGCCGGAGCGGCGGUGGGCGGGAAGGUCGGGCGGAGCUGGGCUGGGCCGGAGCGGCGGUGGGCGGGAAGGUCGGGCGGAGCUGGGCUGGGCCGGAGCGGCGGUGGGCGGGAAGGUCGGGCGGAGCUGGGCUGGGCCGGAGCGGCGGUGGGCGGGAAGGUCGGGCGGAGCUGGGCUGGGCCGGAGCGGCGCCGCGCGGGAAAGCCGGGCGGAGCUGCGCGGGGGACAAGGAAAGGGAGCCUCGUACUGCGCUUGGGGUGCCGGAGGGGUUGA
Molecule: messenger RNA, 747 nt
Organism: Colius striatus (speckled mousebird)
Lineage: Eukaryota; Metazoa; Chordata; Aves; Coliiformes; Coliidae
Product: keratin, type I cytoskeletal 9-like
Exons: 1
Coding region: 1-747 (248 amino acids)
Source: RefSeq, a predicted model, not a curated record